GUCACGUGUUGUUGGUCUCUUCAAAUGAUGAAAUAUGCAUAGUCAUACCGUGUAGAUAGGCCUAGGUUUUCCAAAAGCAAACGUUUUAAAAUGGCUCCAGGCAAAUUUGUGUGUCUUAAUCGUCGACUCAAACAGACUGACAUUCCGAAAGCAGAAGACUUCACCGUUUUGGACUUCGAUGAGAGCCAGGAACUAAAAGAUGGCGAAGUCCUUGUCAAGACGCUUUACUUGUCUGUGGACCCGGUCAUGAAAUUCAGAAUGAUAGCCAUUGAAAUUGCGGCUCUGGAGCCAUGGAAAGUUGGCGAGGCCUGCAUUGGAGGCGGUGUUGGUAUUGUUUUGGCAAGCAAAUUCCCUGGACUGUCAGAGCAAGAUAUUGUUGAAUCUUUUGAUUUUCAAUGGAAAACGACUUUCAAGAUCAACGGGAAGUUACUAAACAAGAUCGAAAAUGACGUCAUCAAAUCCAAUUUGUCCCAGUCUCUCGGUCUCCUUGGCUUGACAGGACUGACAGCAUGGAUUGGGUUGAGGCAUUUGGGACACAUAGAACCAGGAAAACGCCAAACCGUCGUCAUCAGUGGUGCAGCAGGAGCAUGUGGAUCAGCUGCUGGUCAGCUGGCAAGAAUAAUGGGUGCCACGAAUGUAGUUGGCAUAUGUGGUUCAGAAGCAAAGUGUAAAUAUCUAACAGAGGAUCUUGGCUUCAAUGCCGCCGUCAACUACAAAACAGAAAAUGUGGCUGCCUCCUUGAAAAAAGCUUGCCCAGGUGGUGUUGACACUUAUUUUGAUAACGUUGGGGGAAACAUCAGUAAUGAUGUCAUCAGGCUGAUGAACCAAAAUUCUCAUGUUGUUAUUUGUGGCCAGAUUUCCGCUUACAACAAAGAAGCUGAAGAUCUUCCAAAGGAAAUUGAAGAAAUACUGCAAUCAAGAAACAUAACAAGGGGACAUUUCUAUAUGCUAAGUUAUGAAGCUGAAUGGAAAGAAGGUUUGGACGCCCUUGCAAACUGGUACAAAGAGGGAAAGAUAAAGUCUCGUGAAACAGUUACUGAAGGGAUUGAAAACAUCGGGCAAGCUUUUGUAUCAAUGAUGGCAGGAGGAAACAUAGGGAAACAAGUGGUGAAAGUUGCCUAAAAGUAGUCAUUCUAACUGUCUGAACAAUAUGCUUCCAUCGUGAUUUAUAUUAUAUAAAUCCUUGCUGCCCUUGCUUUUCUCCAUCUGAUUCUAGAUCUGAUAAUAAAUGUAUUAGCUACAACGUACUAGUUUCAUGAAACUUGAUGAAACAUUGAACUGAACAAAGAAA
Molecule: messenger RNA, 1291 nt
Organism: Rhopilema esculentum
Lineage: Eukaryota; Metazoa; Cnidaria; Scyphozoa; Rhizostomeae; Rhizostomatidae
Product: prostaglandin reductase 2
Biological process (GO): prostaglandin metabolic process
Molecular function (GO): 15-oxoprostaglandin 13-reductase [NAD(P)+] activity
Source: RefSeq, a predicted model, not a curated record